GAAUGACUGGACGUCUCGCAACUUGUGACACACCUGUAUGAGAACAGAGGAAUUUGGCUUGCGCCGUAUUUACGGUAAACGGCUCGUUGAUCCCGCCCUCUCUUUGAUAGAAAACUCGGUGAUGUUGCCUCGUCUCUAACGAGCUUGACCGAGAACCCAGGAAAGGAGGGGAAAAGACGAAAAAAACAUUAAAAGGAAUACGGCGGAGAGGGUCGGGGCAAGCUACACGAAUAUUUCAUUCCUCCCUCUUUCUGGGCUUGGUGGUUUGGUGACCUUCUACUCAUGAGCCCUUGCAACUAGAGCUCAACCUCUGACCUUGGCGUGAUCUCUCACCUCUUCUACAGAGCCACGCCCACAGUGUGUAUGGAGCAGUGUGAGAGUGCAGCGGCUCUGCUGGAGUCGGUCAGGGAGCAGGAGGUGCAGUUUGAACAGCUGACCCGGGCGCUGGAGGAGGAGAGGAGGAGAGUUGGCCUCCCUGCCACCAGCCCCUCGGCCCUGGGUCGCCCCCUCCCUCACACACAGAACGGGCGUUUAGGGGAUGCAGACAUAGAACGACUGAAACUGACAGACAGAUACAUAAACGGGACACAAUACAGGAUGGUGGACCCUGCACACGGCGUUUUAGAUGAGAGCUACACACCAGAGGACGACUCACAGGAAGCACACUCAGUCUUCUCUGAUGAGGGAACCACGCGACGGUCAGACAAUGGGAUGAAGAAACCAAUUGCCUCACGCACAGUCCUGCCCCCUGAUUCUGUGUCUAUUGACGGAGGCUUGUCGAUGUCUGGCAUGGGUGGGUACAGUGCCACAUUGGACCGUCCCUACAGGCAAGGAGGAGCAGGAGACUACCCCACUGCCACAGUGCCCAGAAACUACCACUAUGGCCCUGCUGGGGGUUAUGACGACUACCGGGGAGGCCCACCACUGGAGCCGUAUGCUAGCCUGAGCAGAGGCACACGUAUAGACGACCGCUACAGGCCAGUUGACGGCUACAGGACCCUGGAUUCUGGUUACCGAGCUCCAAGCCGCCAGCAGUUAGACCCAUAUGCAGCGCAGCCUCAGGUGGCCCGUGGGAUGAGGGCCAUGGGCUCAGCCAUGGAAAUGCGAUAUGGCCAUGGCCACUACGGACUGGAGGAUGACCAGCGUAGUCUGGGAUAUGAUGAUGUAGACUAUGGCAUGGGACCUCCACCAAUGCACCCUGGGGGCUAUGGUACCAUGCCACGUUUGGGACCUGGCCCUGGGGGUAUGGACAGACGUAGACUGAGGAGCUGUGAGGACACUUUGGAUGGUGACAUGGGGGGAGUUGACCCAUACACCUGGGGUGUUCCCAUGACAAUGGAAAGGGGAAGCAUGGCUUCAUUGGACAGCACACUGAGGAAGGCCCCUCCCACAUCCUGGAGACAACCAGAGCUGCCAGAGGUGAUCGCCAUGUUGAACUACCGUCUGGACCCUGUCAAGACCAAUGCUGCCGCCUUCCUGCAGCACCUCACCUUCAAAAAUGAUAAGGUGAAGUCAGAAGUGCGUCGCCUGAAGGGCAUCCCAUCCUUGGUGUCCCUGCUGGACCAUCCGAAGAAGGAAGUGCACCACUCGGCCUGUGGAGCAUUAAAGAACAUCUCUUUCGGACGAGACCCAGACAACAAGAUUGCCAUCAAGAACUGUGAUGGAGUGCCAGCUCUGGUCAGGUUACUGAGGAAAACCCACGACCAGGACCUCACUGAUACCAUCACAGGCACUUUGUGGAACCUCUCCUCCCACGACUCGGUAAAGAUGGAGAUUGUGGACCAUGCACUACAUGCCCUUGCUGAUGAAGUGAUGGUGCCCCACUCUGGCUGGGAGCGAGGGAGUGAUGGAGCUGAGGAAAGCUGCAAACCACGCCACCUGGAGUGGGAGACUGCCCUGACCAACACCGCUGGCUGCCUUAGAAAUGUGAGUUCAGAACGCAGCGAGGCCAGGCGGAAGCUCAGAGAAUGCACGGGAUUGGUAGAUUCACUCAUGUACAUCGUCCAGUCACAGAUUAACCGCAAAGAUGUGGAUAAUAAGUUGGUGGAAAACAGCGUCUGCCUAUUGAGGAAUCUCUCCUACCACGUUCACCGUGAAGUCCCUGGCAGUGAGCGCUAUGCAGAGGCCACACCCCUCAACCAGGGCCCUGCCCCUGCCUCUAACAAAGGCGGCUGCUUUGGCUCUCGAAAGGGCAAAGAUGAGUGGUUUGCCAAAGGAAAGAAAGAUGUAGAUGAUGGCAGUGCCGACCAAGUUGACAUUCCAAAGAGGACAACACCUGCCAAAGGCUAUGAGCUGCUGUUCCAGCCGGAGGUGGUUCGUGUUUACACCUCCCUGCUCAGAGAGAGCCAGAACCCCUCGGUGCUGGAGGCUGCCGCCGGCGCCAUCCAGAACCUGUGUGCCGGCCGAUGGACUUAUGGUCGGUAUAUCCGGGCUACCGUGCGUCUGGAGAAGGGACUUCCCAUGAUGGCGGAGCUGCUGGCCCACGGCAACGACCGUGUAGUUCGGGCCAUGUCGGGAGCCUUGAGGAACCUCGCCAUUGACAACCGCAACCGAGAACUGCUCGGUAAGCAUGCGGUGCCCCACCUGGUGGCCGACCUGCCGGGGGGCCAGAGCCAGUCUGGGCGUGCUCUGUCAGAAGAGACCGUUGUGUCCGUGUUGAGCACGCUCGCUGAGGUGCUCGGCAACAGCCUGGAGGCGGCAAAGACCCUCCGAGCCUCGCAAGGCAUUGAGAGGCUGGUGCUCAUCAACAAGGAUGGUAAGCGUUCAGACCGGGAGGUGCGGGGCGCAGGCCAGGUGCUGCAGCUGGUUUGGGGCCACAAGGAGCUGCGUCGCCCGCUGGAGAAAGACGGCUGGAAGAAGACGGACUUCAUGGUCAACCUGAACCCCAGCACCACCAACGGCCCCAGCAGCCGAGCCAACGGCACGUAUGAGGACAGCACCCUACCACUGCUGGACAGAGGGGAGAAGAGGGACAUGAUUCCACUAAAUGACCUAGGCCCUGAAGGCUACUCUACACUGGACCAGAGGGAGAGGAGACACACUCUGGAUGACACCACAGACACUUUACCGCGAGGGGUGUAUGGGGGCAGAAAGGGCUCCCUGCCCCUCUUGGACUCCUACGAUGGUUAGCCCUCCCCACUCCCCUCUACCCCCUGUCUGCAUGUAACAGCAUGAAAAACUGAUCGUGUGCAUCACCCAGAGCGGGCCUUCCCUGCCCUACCACUGCUACUGAGGAGACCAGAGAUGAUGCACAGACUCUCUCUCUCUCUCUCCUUCUCGUCUCUUCUCCCUCUUUCUCUCUCUCUUUCUCCUCCAUUCACAAGAACAAAACGGGAUUAGAAGAUGAGGGUUGGCAUCCAAAGAAAGUGAAUGUGUUGCAGUCAUAAAUGAUAAGACAACACACACAUACGCAUCUACAAACGCAUCUUUUUGCAAAUUCAUUGUAGCAUCUGAAGUAUAUUCCUUUUUUAAAAUUUUUAAAUUAUAAUUCUUCUCUAAAGGCAAUCACCUUCGUUGACAAUCAUCAGUUAUUUUUCUCGGUGUUGUCAUCCUGCUUAUUUUGCAAUUGUCCACAUUUUGGUAAAUUUUUGUCACGGUUAAACAUGUUGCUGCCAACAUCUGGAUCCUACCAUGAGUUUGUAUGUAGAAAUCUCUGUAGGGUAUAUACUGUAUAUAAAAAGAAAAUGGGAUGACUGCAUUUUUUUUUUUUUUAUGUUUUGGUUCCUUAAUUUAAAUCAUCCCUGUACUUGGGAUUGGUGUGAUGGGAGGCUGGAGGCCGGCCGGUGGACCCGACGGGACACGGCCGCCCUGUAGAUUCAGAAUGUUUGUUUAUAUAGGAGUUAUUUUCAUGUCUCUAGAGUUAUUUUUUUCUCGGUUGGGCUAUGGGCACAGACGUAGACAAGACAGGUGUGUGUGUAUAUUUGCCAUACAGUGAACCUGUGGUCAUGUAUGAGGGGGGGAAAAAUGAAUAUGGACCUCGGAGUGAAUGAGUGUGUGUGUGCGCACGGGAUUGUGUGUUAAGAACCGGACCCAUAAAACCACACUUUUCUUUUUGCUUUUUUUUUUCUUUGUAAACAAUUUGUAUUAUACAUUUUUUUUCCUACUCCUGUGACAAACCUUUUCUUUUUAUUUGUUAGUUAUCAUGUACGAGCUGCCUCUCUCUGUGUUUGAUACUUUAAUUUCCAACAUUUUUUUUCCUCCCCCUGAGUGACAGGAAUGAUAAUUGAGCUGCUGUUUAACUCUCCUUUGUCUGGGUUAUGUUUUUAACUAGCCCUCAAGACACUCCCAUGAGUGGAUAUGGAUAUUGACUGUGUGCUUAUAUGUACAAACACUUCAAAGUUGAUACUGACCUGAGAGCGCCGCGAUUCUGGGAAAUCUAAACCACUACAUAAGAAAAACAAAGCGUUCGUGGCUGCACCUGUAGUAGAACCACACUAGAGACGGCCUGCACACGGGUUUGGCCGUCAUACUUCAUUAAGGACUCAGCAUUAUCCUGUGGAAUCGGCAUCUAUUUACUUCCAUUUUCCUAAGCAAUGCUGAAAAUUCCCUGUAAGAGUUUUGUUGUUUUUAGGAAAAAGAACAGUCACUACUCUGUCUUACUGCAUUGUAGCCUAUCAUGUGUACAUUGGGAUUUGUUUUGUGCAAUUUUUAUAAUGAAGACACUUACAUUUGGGAGGCCUCUUCACUUGACAGACAGGGAGAGAUGCUGAUGUGACUUGCAGAAAGGGGAGCAAAAAGCACAUACUGGCAUAUAUGAUCCAUUUGUUUUUCCUCUGUACUUUUUUUUCCAUUUUAUUGUCUGGUCUGUUUGUUACUUUACUUGGGGAUUGGUAUGUGUGGGAGUGGUGGGUGAGACCAUUAUGCAGUCUGUUCUACUUUUUAGUCCCAGUUUUACCGUUCAUUUGUUUUAAUGGCAAAAGAGACCAAUCAUCUUUGCUUUUUUUUUUUUUUUUUUUAACUCUUCACACACAUAGUAUAUCUGUAAUAUUGCCUAUCCAUGUACAAUUAUGAUGUACCAUUCAUACCUGCCUUGGCUCUGAAAAGUUGCUUUUUUUCAGUAAAAGUAUGUAACUGGCAAUACUGUUUUUAUAAAUAAAGAGCUUUUCUUAGACAAGA
Messenger RNA from Myripristis murdjan (pinecone soldierfish), 5115 nucleotides. RefSeq names its product catenin delta-1-like. Gene Ontology annotation, biological process: cell-cell adhesion. Gene Ontology annotation, cellular component: nucleus; plasma membrane; cytoplasm. Lineage: Eukaryota; Metazoa; Chordata; Actinopteri; Holocentriformes; Holocentridae. The transcript has 22 exons. Gene Ontology annotation, molecular function: protein binding. The coding region runs from base 364 to 3129 and encodes 921 amino acids. The record is from RefSeq and is a predicted model, not a curated record.